Molecule: messenger RNA, 786 nt
Organism: Musa acuminata subsp. malaccensis (wild Malaysian banana)
Lineage: Eukaryota; Viridiplantae; Streptophyta; Magnoliopsida; Zingiberales; Musaceae
Source: RefSeq, a predicted model, not a curated record
GAAGGGAUAACAAGCCCGAAACAGCGAACGAGAAGCCACAAAGAUGGCUUCAUCCCUCAGCUUCCACGCCGCCGCACUCCUCCCACCGUCCUCCGCCGUCCCUCCCAAGUUCCUCCGCCGCCGCUUUCCUCCCUUGUCUUCUUCCGCUUCUUCCAGUGGGACCCUUGGGAUCUAUUCGCGUUUCGAGCGGCCUCUGGAGGACGUGUACAACGUGCGGGUGGAGCGACGGCUGUCGAGGGAGCGGCUGGCGGAGCUUGGCGUCGACCGGUGGUUGGUGUGGAAGACCGGAGGGCGCUGCCGCCUCCCCUGGGAUUGGCACGUGGACCAGCAGGUGUACGUGGUCAGCGGCGAGGUCAGGGUAGUUCCCGAGGGUGCCAAGUCCGGCGAGCGCUUCAUGCGUUUCGUCGCUGGCGACCUCGUUCGCUACCCCAAGUGGUUCGAGGCCGAUCUCUUCUUCGACGGCCCCUAUGAGGAGCGUUACCGUUUCCUUGCCUAUGGUGAUGAAUGAAUCGACCCCAUGAAGAUGUUGAGCAAGAAGUGCAGUAAAGAAUCAGCAGACAUCUGCUGAGCUUGCGAAUUCAGCAGAAACCAAGAGUGGAAUGAGAGAUGCCAACACAGUCAUCAUUUGUAGGUUUCAUAAGCGGAAUUGUUUGCGAACGACGAGUCUCAUAUGUAACUCGUUACUUUUAGAAGUCUGAAUCAUUCUGAAUGCCGUCUGCUUGGAGCAGUUAUGAAAACUUGGAACGUUGGAUUCAAGAAUAGAAAUUUAGUUCUUUUAGAUAUAUA